Molecule: messenger RNA, 2269 nt
Organism: Plectropomus leopardus (leopard coralgrouper)
Lineage: Eukaryota; Metazoa; Chordata; Actinopteri; Perciformes; Serranidae
Gene: wdr5
Product: WD repeat domain 5
Cellular component (GO): Set1C/COMPASS complex
Molecular function (GO): histone binding
Source: RefSeq, a predicted model, not a curated record
CAAAGAAUUACCACCACACCACAUUCCCCGCUUCUCCUCGCAGGCAAACAUCCAGGAGCGAGCUGUUUGAUGCAUGCGCUCUCCAUGAUCGUCUGAAUAAAUAUACGUUUAUUUCUCCGUCCAAUCUUUACGAGGAGCACCAGUUUGACCGCGAGGCUGCAUCAAAUCCCCGAUCCUGAUAAAUAGAUGCUCAUUUCCUCACCAUGGCAACAGAAGAUAAGAAACCAGAGACAGACACGAAACCUCCAGUUGUCCCAUCAGCAUCCGCCAGUCAAAGCAAGUCUGCACCUGCCAAGCCAAACUACAGCCUGAAAUUCACAUUAGCAGGCCACACCAAAGCCGUCUCCUCUGUCAAAUUCAGUCCAAGUGGAGAAUGGCUCGCCAGCUCGUCUGCUGAUAAACUAAUCAAAAUCUGGGGAGCAUAUGACGGCAAGUUUGAGAAAACCAUAUCUGGACACAAACUCGGUAUCUCAGACGUGGCCUGGUCCUCUGACUCCAACCUGCUGGUGUCUGCAUCGGAUGACAAAACCCUGAAAAUCUGGGACGUCAGUUCGGGGAAAUGCUUAAAAACUCUAAAAGGUCACAGCAACUACGUGUUCUGCUGCAACUUCAACCCCCAGUCCAAUCUCAUCGUGUCAGGAUCGUUUGAUGAGAGUGUAAGGAUAUGGGACGUGAAGACCGGGAAGUGUUUGAAAACGUUGCCUGCUCAUUCUGACCCCGUCUCAGCUGUUCACUUCAACAGGGACGGCUCCCUGAUCGUGUCCAGUAGCUACGACGGCCUUUGCCGAAUCUGGGACACGGCAUCAGGGCAGUGUUUAAAGACACUCAUAGAUGAUGACAACCCUCCUGUGUCAUUUGUGAAGUUUUCGCCCAACGGGAAAUACAUCCUGGCUGCUACACUGGACAAUACGCUGAAGCUGUGGGACUACAGCAAAGGAAAGUGCUUGAAAACAUACACGGGACACAAAAAUGAGAAGUACUGCAUAUUUGCUAAUUUCUCCGUCACUGGUGGAAAGUGGAUCGUGUCGGGCUCCGAGGACAACAUGGUUUAUAUCUGGAACCUGCAGACGAAGGAGAUCGUGCAGAAACUCCAGGGUCACACAGACGUCGUCAUCUCGACCGCCUGCCACCCGACAGAGAACAUCAUCGCAUCUGCGGCUUUAGAAAAUGACAAAACCAUCAAGCUAUGGAGAAGCGACUGCUAAGCCCUUUUGGAUCUUUUGGGCCAUUCAUAUUUCUUUUUUUUUUCUACAUUUUUUUCUAUGUCUUGUUGUAAGAAAAGAGGACUUUUUUCUAGCAGAGAGCUCCUGCGGGAUGCAGAGGGCUUUCAGGUAAUGAAAUUCAGCAAGGAGAACCAAAUGAGACACAACAGCCACAUACAGUAUCAGCCGAGUCAGUUCAUCUGAAAUAUUCCAUGUGUCUGUAAACGUGCCAGAUUGUGUUGCCUCCACAGAGAAGUUGGAGACUGUUGAUAUACUUUACAACAAUGUUGAUGCUUUGUUCUGGUGCUUGAGUAUUUUUGACACUGCAUUAACUCUGAUGUCGCUGCUUCACUAUUCACUCCCACACGUGCAUUUCUGGUACAAUAAAUGUAACGCUUAUUUUUGGCCUUUGUAUGAUUUUUGCCUUUGAUUUGCCUGCGUAAUAGUGUAGUACUGUUUAAACGAUUCUGAGGUGAAGAGGUGACUUCGACAUUCAGCUUUAGGGAUAAAAAGGACACAUGCGGAUCUUAACAGCUGUUAUUUAUUCAAGUGGCACCACUAAUACUGUUGUUUUUUUUCCUUAAUUUCGAAUGCCACAUUGUAAGUGUGCGCUGUGUGCCAUAACCAGAUAGUUUCAAAAUAUCAGCGUCCUAUAAGGGCAACAAACCAGGAUUUGAAGUUGGGAAGUAUAAUAAUCAAAAUUGCCUCAUGAAAAUGUUACGUAUGAUAUCACGGAUAAGUUUGUCCAGUUGGAAAAUAACCCCUAAAUAUUCUGAAUUUUUUGCAUCCUGUUGGAGAAUUAAAUUGAACCCCCCUUUCUGUUGAAUUUUACCAGUUUACGACAGUGACCAAAUGCAGUUAUUUUGUGCUCUAGGAUUUGUACAUAUUACAUUGACGUGUUGUGAUUUUUUUUAUGGUCUCUUCUGCUCAGUUAGCUCUUACUGUAGUUCUGCACUCACAGCCAGCAGUAUCUGUUCUCUGUAGUUAACCUGGAUUUUUGUGGAAUACAUGUUUGCAUUUGACAGCUAUAACCUGAGACUUAAUAAAACCAGUUUUUGUAUGUUUCA